AUGGGUAAUGGGGUGAUGUGUUUCUGCAAUGAAGAAACUGUGGCCCUGGUUACGCCUCCUCUGGCUCAGUCACACAGCUACCCGGUAGGUGACUGGAGGUGUAUAGUUGUCCUCGCCUGGAUUGUGCUGAUGUGGCCCCAACCCCACCGCCCUACCCAUCCCAUGAUGUCCGAAGAAACCCCACAGAUCAAAAUGGCCAAGGCCAAGGAAAAGUUGAGAGACGCUCAUCCCCAGGCCAACCCUCGUGUUGGUACAGGAGCAAGCGACGCCAAAAAGAAGAACAUAAAUAAUGGCGCUAACCCUGAGACAACCACUUCUAGUGGUUGCCACUCACCAGAGGAUGAAACGAAGGCAAGCCACCAACAUCAGGAUGCCCUAAGGAGGGAGCUAGAGGCCCAGGUUCAUACCACACAAAUCCUUACAUUUCAGAAAACGGAGCUUCAGACGGCACUCUAUUACAGCCAGCAUGCUGUCCAGCAGUUGCAAGGAGAGACCAGGGAUCUGGUGUGCCGCCUCCAUGAAUCAUGGAAGUUUUCCAGAGAAUUAGAGUGGGCCCUCUCUGAUAUCACCACACAGAAGAGGAAGGCAGACAGGUACAUCGAGGAGUUAACGAAGGAGAGGGACACCCUGAGUCUGGAACUGUACAGGAACACCAUAAUCGAUGAGGAGCUGAAGCAGAAAAAUAUCAAAUUAGAAGAAAAACUUCGACUUCAAGAGACUCAAAAGACUGAGAUCCAGCUCAACGUAAAGGAGCUAGAAAGGAAGCUGGAGAGGGCCAAGCUCCUGCUGCCACAGCAGCAGCUGCAGGAGGAGGCUGACCACCUGGGUAAGGAGCUUCAGAGUGUGUCAGCAAAGCUCCAAGCCCAGGUGGAAGAGAACAAGUUGUGGAACCGCCUGUACCAGCAACAGGAAGAGAAGAUGUGGAGGCAGGAGGAGAAGAUACAGGAGCAGGAGGAGAAGAUACGGGAGCAGGAGGAGAAGAUGCGAGAGCAGGAAAAGAAGAGGCAGGAGCAGGAGGAGAAGAUGUGGAGGCAGGAGGAGAAGAUACAGGAGCAGGAGCAGAAGAUACAAGAGCAGGAAGAGAAGAUGUGGAGGCAGGAGGAGAAGAUUUGGAGGCAGGGGGAGAAGAUGCACGAGCAGGAGGAGAAGAUACAGGAGCAGGAGAAGAAGAGGCAGGAGCAGGAAGAGAAGAUGUGGGAGCAGGAGGAGAAGAUUUGGAGGCAGGAGGAGAAGAUGCAUGAGCAGGAGGAGAAGAUACAGGAGAAGGAGGAGAAGAGGCAGGAGCAGGAGGAGAAGAUGUGGAGGCAGGAGGAGAAGAUACAGGAGCAGGAGCAGAAGAUACGGGAGCAGGAGGAGAAGAUACAGGAGCAGGAGGAGAUGUGGAGGCAGGAGAAGAUACAGGAGCAGGAGGAGAAUAUGCACAAUCAGGAGGAGAAGAUACGGGAGCAGGAGGAGAAGAUACAGGAGCAGGAGGAGAAUAUGCGAGAGCAGGAAAAGAAGAGGCAGGAGCAGGAGGAGAAGAUGCGGAGGCAGGAGGAGAAGAUACAGGAGCAGGAGGAGAAGAUACACGAGCAGGAGGAGAAUAUACGAGAGCAGGAGAAGAAGAGGCAGGAGCAGGAGGAGAAGAUGCGGAGGCAGGAGGAGAAAAUGUGGAGCCAGGAGGAGAAGAUACGGGAGCAGGAGGAGAAGAUACGGGAGCAGGAGCAGAAGAUAUGGAGGCAGGAGGAGAAGAUAUGGGAGCAGAAGGAGACGAUGCGGGAGCAGGAUGAGAUGAUGCGGGAGCAGGAGGAGAAGAUGUGUGAGCAGGAAGAGAAGCUGCAGGAGCAGGAGGGGAAGAUGCGGAGGCAGGAGGAGAAGAUACAGGAGCAGGAGGAGAAGAUACGGGAGCAGGAGGAGAAGAUAGUGGCUGUUGUGCUGUGGCAGGUGACCCAGGUAACGCUCCGCUGCUGUUGCAGACCUGAGGCUAUGGGCUCUUCAACUCCACCUGCGGAUCGGGCAACAGGGUCGGUAGUGGCUGGUCUUCCAGAUUCUGGGCCCAUAAUAAACCGUGGUGGCGAUGGCACAGUGGGACCCUGUUAUCUGCCCAGGCCCGUUGCACCUGGCCCCUUCCUCCAGCGCCUGAAGGACUGCUCCUCCCUUGACUAG
Messenger RNA from Rhinopithecus roxellana (golden snub-nosed monkey), 2145 nucleotides. RefSeq names its product golgin subfamily A member 6-like protein 1. The transcript has 11 exons. The record is from RefSeq and is a predicted model, not a curated record. Lineage: Eukaryota; Metazoa; Chordata; Mammalia; Primates; Cercopithecidae. Bases 1 to 2145 code for a protein of 714 amino acids.